UCACCCAUCUGCUGAUCUCCACUUUCAUUUUCACUCCCCAAAACCACCACACACCACAACCACCUAUCGACCCCAUCAACCCACGCGCUCUAAUCCUCACUAUCAUCACUCCAUGUAUUGUGUUCCCAUCUCAUCAAAUCCGGCCACACUCUCUGUAAAUUCUGUAAUCAUCUAUACAAAUACAACUAGAACCAAAUCCAAAGCCCGAAAGUUGAGGCCCAUCAACAUUGUUUAAUGGGCCGUGUUAUGAUUAAAGAGUACAUGAUGAUCUUUAGGUCAGGGAUUAUAUAUACAGUAUUAUUAUUAUUAUUGAUAAUAAUUUAUACCCUCCAAACAACGAUCAUAAAUAUCCACGGCGGCCGGCUGCAACCUGCUAAUCAGCUAUGAGGAGAUGUUGUAGCGUUCGCGGUGGGUGUCGUAGAGGACCAAUCGGCGGACCAGCCGGCAGGAGAGUGCAUGAUAAAAGUAAAGCAUCCAAGUUUAUAUCAGAAGAUGUGAUCAGCACCUUGCCAGAUAAUGUGAUAACUAAUAUUCUCGAUCAUUUGCCUAUCCAAAAUGCAGUGGGGACUAGUAUGCUGUCGAAAAACUGGAGGUUUAAAUGGACAACCAUGCUCAGCCAACUCGUAUUUGACGAAGAUUUCUUUGAGAAUUUAGCGGAAAGUUAUCAUGGGAGGAUUAUUAUAAGUAGGAUUCUUCUUCUGCACAAACAUGCAAUAACCAAGUUUUCCAUCAAUAUAGAAGACGAAGAUUAUUUUGAGGAUAUUGGUAAUUGGGUUAUGUUCUUGUCUCAAAAAGGAAUUGAGGAGUUCGCUCUUCGAAAUGCAUCUGCUGAAGUACUUAUUUUGCCUACCCAUCUUUUCUCUUGUCAAAAGCUUAAGCAUUUGAGGCUUGAAGAUUGUUGUUUUCCUCUGGUGUCUGGUUCUUAUGGUUUUCCAAACCUAUUGAGCUUAAAAUUGUUUCUGGUAAGAGAUGCUGGUGACAAAUGUGGGGAAUUUCUCAAACAAAGUCCAUUACUUGAGAUUCUGGAAAUUACCGGUAAUAGUCUUGAAGGUUUAAGUAUCCUUCAACUUUUGGGGCUUUUUCCAAAACUUCGGGAGCUUACUCUAGAUUCUUCGAUGUGCAAGGUUGAGCGAAUGGAAGACUUCUCAUCAGGUGCACUUCCGUCUUCAGGGGUACACCCCUCGAUAGCUGGGCAGCUACAACUUCAGAAAGUGGUGUUCAAAAAUUUACAAGACACGGAGAAUGAAUUACGUGUGAUAACGGCAAUACUUACUUGUUUCCCCUUGCUAAAGAAGAUGGAUGUGUUUUUUGAAGCUCAUUUAGAAGAAUCAAACAAGUUUUCGAAGCUCCAGCAAGCCUACCCCAAAGUCAAAAUUGUUCUCCACGAAGAUUAGUUUUUCAGCUUUCUUUCUUUUCUCUUUUUUGUUGAACUUUCCUUACAUUGCCUGGUUUCUUGGUUGGCCUUUUGACUUCAGCGACACUCAGCUGCUACCUUGCUUUUGCAAAUAAUUGUUAUCACAGUUCUUUAAUUUUGAGUAUGACAGCAGGUCUAAAUUUAUCCUUUAAUGCACCAUAAUUUAUCUCGUACGUGAUAUUCGGCAAUAGGCAGAUUUUGUCCCUUAAGUUUUUCUUUGUGAAAAUGUUUGUCA
This is a messenger RNA of Erigeron canadensis, 1649 nucleotides long. Its product is annotated as F-box/FBD/LRR-repeat protein At1g13570-like. NCBI's taxonomy places the organism in Eukaryota, Viridiplantae, Streptophyta, Magnoliopsida, Asterales, Asteraceae. The record is from RefSeq and is a predicted model, not a curated record. Gene Ontology annotation, molecular function: protein binding. The coding region runs from base 384 to 1394 and encodes 336 amino acids. The transcript is spliced from 3 exons.